GGUGAUCGCUAAGGGACAGUUCAAACCGCUACAUCUCCAGUUUGGCCCAGAAAGUGGGAUUUUUUUCAACAGUAAACCCAAACGCUGCGUCUUUAUUAACUUAUCCUGUUGCUUUCAGACGCGAUCCUUUCGGUUGACAAUGAUUUACUGAUGGAGACGAUGUGAUAUGAUGCAUCUGUUGGUGGCGGUUUGUUGAUCAGGUGAAGCAAACGGAGCCGAGGAGGAGUCUCCGAAGAGAAGUCCUGUUUUAAACCUAAUUAAGCCCAACAAUCUCAAACUGGCUGAAAUGGACGAGCAAAGUGUAGAGAGCAUCGCCGAGGUGUUUCGUUGCUUCAUCUGCAUGGAGAAACUGAGGGAUGCUCGCCUGUGCCCGCACUGCUCCAAACUCUGCUGCUUCAGCUGCAUACGGCGAUGGCUGACGGAGCAGAGAGCACAGUGUCCACACUGUCGCGCUCCGCUGCAGCUGAGGGAGCUGGUGAACUGUCGCUGGGCCGAGGAGGUCACUCAGCAGCUGGACACCCUGCAGCUCUGCAGCCUCACCAAACACGAGGACAAUGACAAAGACAA
Cyprinodon variegatus (sheepshead minnow) is the source of this 567-nucleotide messenger RNA. RefSeq names its product E3 ubiquitin-protein ligase TRIM37-like. NCBI's taxonomy places the organism in Eukaryota, Metazoa, Chordata, Actinopteri, Cyprinodontiformes, Cyprinodontidae. The annotation marks the transcript as partial. The transcript has 5 exons. Gene Ontology annotation, molecular function: tumor necrosis factor receptor binding; ubiquitin protein ligase activity; ubiquitin protein ligase binding. The record is from RefSeq and is a predicted model, not a curated record. Gene Ontology annotation, biological process: negative regulation of centriole replication; protein autoubiquitination. Gene Ontology annotation, cellular component: peroxisome; aggresome.